Messenger RNA from Lolium perenne, 642 nucleotides. The record is from RefSeq and is a predicted model, not a curated record. NCBI's taxonomy places the organism in Eukaryota, Viridiplantae, Streptophyta, Magnoliopsida, Poales, Poaceae.
AUGGUAUGCGGCGGUGCGGCCGCGCGGGGCGGGGCCGGCGGGUCGGGGCAGCUGCGGGCGGGCGCGGGGCGGGCCGGCGGGUCGGGGCAGCUGCGGGCAGCGCGAGGCGGGGCCGGCGGGUCGGGGCAGCUGCGGGGCGAGCGCUCAGGCGAGGCAGCUGCGGCGGCGCUGAGGCAGGGCAGCUGCGGCGGCGCGGGACGGGCAGCUGUGGGCAGGCGGGCGCGGGGUGGGGCUUGCUGCGGCGGCGCGGGACGGGGUGGGGUAGCUUCAGGCGAGCGGUUGGUGGAGGCGGCUCGUUGGGUUGACCAUCUGAUGUCAAUUCCAAGGCCAGGCCACGCCGCGCUAGUACUCGAAGUGCAAAUUGACGGGUUCACCAUCACCAAAGUAUUCAUGGAUGGAGGAAGUGGAUUAAAUCUCUUAUUCACAAGCACGAUGAAGGCGAUGGGUAUUACAGCCAAUAUGUUGCAGGAAUCUGAUACGGGCUUUCAUGGCAUUGUUCCGACCUUGCCAGCAUACCCUCUCGGCAAGCUCUCUUUGAAUGUCGUCUUCGGCAAACCCGAUAAUUUCAGGAGGGAAGGGCUCGAGUUUGAGGUAGUGAACUGGAAAUCACAGUACCAUGCUAUCUUUGGAAGACCAGCAUAA